Corvus hawaiiensis (hawaiian crow) is the source of this 1584-nucleotide messenger RNA. RefSeq names its product ATPase MORC2-like. Lineage: Eukaryota; Metazoa; Chordata; Aves; Passeriformes; Corvidae. The record is from RefSeq and is a predicted model, not a curated record. Gene Ontology annotation, cellular component: nucleus. The transcript is spliced from 5 exons. Bases 246 to 758 code for a protein of 170 amino acids.
UCUCUAGAGUUCCUGUAGAAUGUGCUUUCCAGCAGCUGAAUGUUUGCAAACACCUUUGCUUCCCCCUCACAGAUAAGGGGCUGCACGUGGAGGUGCGUGUGAACAAGGAAUGGUUCACUGGCCGUGUCACGGCUGUGGAAAGGGGCAGGCACGCAAUCCGGUGGAAGGUGAAGUUUGAUUAUGUCCCUACAGACACCACGCCAAGGGAUCGCUGGGUAGAGAAGGGCAGUGAGGAUGUAAGGCUUAUGAAGCCUCCCUCUCCUGAGUACCAGGCUCCAGACACACAGCAGGAAGAGGAGGUGGUUGUGGCUGAACCUUCUACCUCGGAUUGCGUCAGAAUCGAGCCUGACACCACCGGUCCCAGCAGCAGCCAAGAAACAGUUGACUUGCUAGUCCAGAUCCUUCGGAAUUGUUUGCGAUACUUCUUGCCUCCAAAUUUUCCAAUCUCCAAAAAUGAGCUGAGUUCCAUGAGCUCAGAAGGGUUGUUGGCAUUUCCCUUGAAAGAAUAUUUCAAGCAAUAUGAGGUGGGUCUGCAGAACCUGUGCAAUUCAUAUCAGACACGUGCCGAUGCCCGGGCCAAAGCCUGCGAGGAAAACCUCCGGAACUCAGAGAGGAAGCUGAAGGAAACAGAGGAGAAACUGCAGAAGUUGAGGACUAAUAUCAUGGCCCUUCUGCAGAAAGUGCAGGAGGACAUUGAUAUUAAUACAGAUGAUGAACUGGAUGCAUAUAUUGAGGACUUGAUCAUGAAAGGAGACUGAGCAGCUCCAGUAUGAGUGCUGGAGAAGUACAGAGGAGCUGGCUGCUGCAGUGGGAGAUGUGGAUCUCUGUGCAGGUGGACUGGGGCAGCUGAUGAGGAGAGAGUUUUUUAGACAGUGCUCACGUUGGUAUAUAACUUGUUCCUGUGACUGUACAUAAGAAACAUCCGUGCUGUUGGCAGGAAAAUUUCCAACUUUGUAGUUCUCUGAAUCUCUUCCUUUUGUUUAUAAAUAUUUAUUUUUAAAAGAAAUGGGAGCUGUGCCUGAUAUGAUGGGUGGUUUUAGUGAUGUAAGAAGUGUGAGUACCCUUUUUGCAUCUUGGGUAUAUUCAUAUGCUAAACCUGGGAGCCCAGAGCACUCUGCUUAGCAUGUUGUCUUCAGUAAGAACCUGGCAGCAACUAAAAAAUAAGCCUUGAGCUGAAGCAGAGUGGGCCAGGACUUUGUUGUGGAGGAUACUGAACCUGGGCUAGAGAAAGCCAAGCCAUGAAUUUGAGCCAUAGAAAGGAGAUGUUGCUGUAUGAGUUGUGAGCAGAGGGGGUGGAACCUCGGGGGAUCUGGGGAAUUGGGCACUGGCACCUGCAGUGAGCUUCCUGAACAGGAGGUCGCUGCCACCGUGGUAACAACCAAGAGGCUGAGGGUCCUUCUAGAAGAGGAUCACCUCCUGGACUGUUCAUAGUGGGCAGCAUCAGAGGGAGAAUGCUGGAGUUUGUGUUCUCUGCUUGCAGUCACUUUAUAACUCACUUCUGCUGCUGUUUCUUUGAGACGUAAUUACAGUGUCAGAAGAACUCCUCGACCACCUGACAAUAAAGUGACUCCUGUUCUAUUGUCA